Messenger RNA from Phaeoacremonium minimum UCRPA7, 936 nucleotides. RefSeq lists its product as hypothetical. The transcript has 5 exons. Bases 1 to 936 code for a protein of 311 amino acids. NCBI's taxonomy places the organism in Eukaryota, Fungi, Ascomycota, Sordariomycetes, Togniniales, Togniniaceae. The record is from RefSeq and is a predicted model, not a curated record.
AUGGCGGUGAUCGAGGAUUUCAAGCUCGAGGCGGGCGUCAAAAUCAAUGGGAGCACAGCGCCCGAAUAUGAUGAUCCUGACGGGGGGGAGGGAGACGGGGAGUUUCCUAUCCGUUGUAACAAGUACAUCGAGUGUAUCGAUGGCGCCGAGUUCUCGAUCUCUGCAGGCUUGACUGGCGAGUAUUCUUGGCUGAAUCAGGGAGCAGACCAUGGUCUCGUUUUCCACCUUUCUGCCGAUGGCAAAUAUGUUACAAACAAGAUUUGCGGGCGAAAGGCUGUUUUGCAAAACACCUGGUCGACCGAAUUUAGAGGCCAUGUGAAGCACAGCGAACACGGUCCCUCGCUGCUUUGUAAAUUCAAAUUUGCGCCUUUACACAAGGUGGACGACACUGACAAGAGUCGCGUGAAGCAAGAUAUCAAGCGUGCCAAGCAUCUAGGCUUGAUCGAGGUCAAGAUCAGUAGAAUUGAAGUGGGCGAAACGCUUCCAAAGCUCUUCGCUCAAGACAAACAAAUUGCGGAGUUCUCGAUCGCCGAAAAAGCACUGAAAGGCCGCGCUGUCUCACACGGAACAAGCUACUCUGAAGCAGUCCCGACGGAGAAGUCGAGGACGGUAGAUUGCGUCUAUAUUGACAAUGACCCUAUCGCAAUUUUUACUUUCAAAUAUCGAUCACGGGAGGCUCUGAAGGAAGAAAUGAUCAUCCCUCGAUCUCCAAGUCCAGACCUUCAGCUUAAUGGGCUCGCUGCCGAUGAGAUCGCCCGCCUAGCAAAAGAAAGAUUGGCUCAGAUCAAGGACGAGAGAUCAUCGAAGCGCCGAAGAUCGGUCAAGAGUGAACACGACCAGUCGUAUGAUUUGACGGGCGAUGCCGGGCCCAGUCGGCCAUUGAAGAUCUCAAAGCGUGAUGGUGGCAGAGAUCUAAUUGAUCUCACGGAUGACUAA